ACGAAUUUGAGAGCUGUUUUGAGAGUCGUGUAUUCGCCGAAUAGGCUCCUUGCUGUGGUCGAUGCUUGUCGUGUAUAACAUGCUACGGCAGAAUUUCGCCAAUUUUCCCCAUCAAAAUGGGCAAAAAACCCAGUAAAUUAAAGCCCGAAGUUAUCCAAGAGCUGGUUAAUAAAACAUAUUGUGAGUAUAUAACUACAGCUUGCCUAAAAAUACUCUUGUAUGUUGGCGUAUAAUUAAUAACGUGUCAGCCAUUUAUUAUUUAGUAGAGAAAUGCAAUAAACCUACUUUAUAUAACUCCAUUUUGCUGUUUUAGUUACCGAAAAAGAGCUACAGCGUUGGUGAGUAUCGCAUGAAUCGAUUAGGCUAAAAUUUCCAGUAUUUCUGCAUGCAAAUCUCGGCUAAAUUCGGCUGAUAAAUAGCGGAUAAGCAAGAUUAAGCAGAGCGAAUACAACCUGUAACAGCUUGUUGCCAAGCGCAAUAUAAUUCACGGCUUGAAGUGGCAGGCAAAUCCAAUUGAAUAAAUUUGUUUUGGAUAGCUAUACUCCUAUACUAUAGUAAUAUUCCUGCAAUGUAAAGCAAUAUUAAGGGGGUGUAUAUCAAAUUUCCGCAAUUCGACAAUAUGUUCUAUUGUUUAGCUUUUGGCUAAAUGAAUUAGUUUGGUCAAACAGAAUAUAAUGUGUACGUUAUUGACAUAUUGUCUAACAGUAAAUUGACGUGCUUACUAACUAUUAUACAGCACGAAUUCCGGUCCAUUUGUUAGCACGGAGACAGUUAUAGCUGUCCUCGAAUUCGACAGCCGCUUCCCUAUUCCAGAGUUCACACGGCAACUGAAUCGUGCAAAUUUGUGAACCGGAUCUGUGUAUGAUUACUGUGACUAUAGCCUGUCAAAAUAUUGGGCUUCCCUUGGAAAAAUUCUGACCAGUACAAACAUAUGCGGCAUUAUUUUUUAUUUUUUGUAAUGGCAAUUUUAUAUCUUUGUAUGUUUUAAAUGUUCUAGAUUCGUUCGUGGUUAAGUAGAGUCGUUAUGUGCCAAAUGGUUAUUUAAUGAAUCACCAAAGCACGUUAGAAUAGCCGAAUUCAUAUUACGGGGACGGGAAACCGAGUCGUCUUAGACGGAAAACUCGUCUGUCAAAACCCGUCUGAAUAUGAAUUUAGGGACGGAUAAAUUCGAAUUUAAGACGAGUUUUCCGUCCAGAUGGGGUUCCCGAAGUUAGACGGGAAAGUUCGGACGGGAAACUUGUCUGCCCCCGGAUUCGGGAUUCAUAUUAAACGAGUUUCCCGUCUCUAAUAUGAAUUCGGCUAUUAGCCCCCAAAAUGCUGAAUGAAUAGCACUUUAUGAAUAACACUAGAAUUUAACAUUUUCCCCGGGGGAGCGUAUCCCCGGCCCCCCUAAACGUUCAUUGUGCUAUAUAUUAGGCAUGGCUACCGUGGGAAAUACAUUUUCACAUAAUAAACAAAGUAACAAACUUUAUUCGAACUAGUGCAGGGGCGGCCCUCCUGGGAUUUUUCCGCCCCCAUUGACUAGACUGAAUCUUGCAUGGCCACUCAGUAUAUAGACAGAUUCAUUCCUUUCCUUCCGAAAUUAGUUUUAGAAAGUAUAAAUAUAUCGGUCAUCUGAUUUACUCGAGAAUCUAAGUUGGAAACCUGUCGAACUGAAAAACGAAACUACCUUAGGCCACAUAAAAAUAAAUUCCUUGAUUCUCAUCACCGCCCGACUGUAUUUUAAGAGCCGCGUGAAAUUUUUUUAUAUUUUGUUAUACAAUAUAAAUGUACCGCCCGACAAAAUAUUUCAAGACAGUUAAGUUUUUUAUAUUUAAAAUUGGGUUUUUAUUGCCAUUUUAAACGGCCAAUUUCAAACAAAUAGAACAUUGAAAGAAAUUUCAUUGCAUUUUAACGGAACUUCGUAUGUUUAUUUCGGUUUGUGGUACUUUACUUUGGAAAUCACAGAAAUAUUAAAUGUUAGGAAUUAUUUUUUUAUUUAUUGAUGAUAAAUUAUAUAAAUAUAAAAUAUAAACCUCCCGGCUCUUCGACAUUUUCAAAGUGUAGUGAUGAGAAUCAAGGAAUUUAUUUUAUGUGGCCUUAACUCUAUUUUCAUCCAUCCGACCACACCGCACCCAAUCUUAAAGAAGCAUUUCAAUCUAAUAAUGAAGGACAUAAUAGUGAUAAUACAUACAAUCUCAGAAAUAUGGAAACUGAUUUAGCACCACCUAUAUAUGCCGAUUCGGCAAGAGGUGCUUCGGUUAUAACGGUGCCUUGCAUUGGAAUAAUCUUCCCCAUGAGGCAAAAAUUGCUGGAUCGGCUUAAGCUCUUUCAAAUCGAUAUUAAAACAAAGAAUGAGUUGAAACUUGCUCGUGUAUGAUCGUGCAUUAAUUUUUUAAAUCAUCGUAUUUUCUUGUUCCCUUUCCUGCAAUCUGGUCUUAUUUUAUAUUUUUUCAUAUUUUUAUUUAUUUUUUGUAAAUAGUUAAUUCUAUAUUUCACGCCCCUCAUGGAAAUCAGCCUUGAGGCCAGCGUGGUUAAAUAAACGAGUUUGCACUAUAUGUGUGUAUUGAUGUAUAUUCUCUUUGAGAAAUUAAAUCUUAAAAAUACCAGAGUUUGUGCUAGAUUUAGCAAACAAGCCCGACUAGUACUGUAUAGUAGCCUCGUUUUUGGUACAUUUUGCAAAUUUAUUGUUUUUAAAUAAUUUUAAAAUUUUUACACCGUGCCUUGAAUCUUGAAUAGCCGUCUCUGACUACUAUUGUCUAGUAUUGAACAGGAGACUCUGUUGAACAAUUAGCCUUUCUCGCGCCGCCAUUUUUUGGGGUACUGCCUUUUCCAAAUCUGAGAUUGUAUACGCAGUGACUAAGGGAUUUGUAUAACUCAAUUGUGAGUAUAAUAAUUAUAAGUUAAUUUACAGUUAAAUAUUUGAAAAAAUGUUUUCAUAUCGCUAAAAGACUUUUCACGUCUUUUUUAAAAAAGUACCCCAAAAAUGGCGAAUUUGGCCUUGAGAUUAGGCUAGUUGGUUAUUAUACCUCGAUAGGAGGACAUAAAAUAUAAAAUAAUGCAAACGACAGGUGGUAUAGCUAGUUUUGGAAUCGCUCAACCGUACCUCUCCACAAAAUGCAUUCAGGGGAAAUUUUUUUAUAAACCAAGGAAGAAUCAUCGAUCACGUUUUACUCCUACUCGCAAGAGAAUUGCUGCCUCGGAGUCGUUGUAUAAACCAAUGUAGCCCCUAGAGAGUACGUGGCAUCCUGACCCAUCCUAUACGAGUAUACGUUUAUUUAAUAUAGAUGCAAAAAUGUGCAGAUUUUAAGUAACUGUAAUUUUCCUAUAUUCUAUAAUUCUAUCACUAAGGAUGCAUGUAAACAACGUUAUAGACACAUUUUUCUACUGCCAUAUUGGGGUUUAAUUCUUUGGUGAAGAAGCUUUCUAUCAACAUUUUUAUUUCAUCCAACAGGCACAAAGGUUUCCUAAAGGACUGUCCUAAUGGUAAUUUGAACCAAGAGGUACAUUUUGGGCGAUGUUUAAAUGUUGUGCUUAUCACAUGCCGAACCAAAAUCGUUGCAGAUUUUUCAUAUCUUGCUUGAUUCUUGAAAUAUUUUGAUUGAAAGCAAUGAAAUGUCCGCCAUCUUGGAUUAUUGAAGAAAUAUACAGCAUAUUACGUCACAAGUAGCGUCACGCAAGAUUUGUCUGUUUGAAAGCCAAUGAUCUAUAUGAACCCGAAACUCGUCGUUGGUUGCUAUUUCAAAUUUGGAAUUGAAUUAAGCAACUUUUGAUUGUUACUCCCCAACUCCUGAUGUCAUCAAAAUGAAAGUUAACGAGGUUAAAGAAUUAAUCCAAGAUGGCGGAUAGCUGACUCAUUGCUUUCAGUCAAAGUAUUUCAAGAGUAAAUCUUGAUAUGAAAAGGCUGUAAACAAGAUUUUAUAGAUAAUUAACGUUCUUUCAAAUGAGAUAAUAAAAAAUUUGUUGCCAGGCCAUUGUGGUCCCAGUUACUUUAAACAGUCAUAAUAUUGGUUUUACUAGAGCAAUUUUCAUAUAGUGUCAAUAUUUUCCUCUUAGAUUGUAUUUGCGAUGGGUAGAACAAAAUUAAAUUAUUAAUAGCUCUCAAAUUAAUCUAUUUUUCCAAGAAAAAGAAUUAGCAUUAUUUUCUCACUCUGCAUGGUAACAACUGCAGGAUGACUAGCAUCUUCUGCAAGGGUCAUCCUAUUAUAAGGCCUCCCAUGCAUUAGAAUGGCUGGCAGUCCUAAAAUUGAGUUUUUGUGCUUUAUAUAAGAAUUAGUGUAGAUAUAAAAUAAGAAUUCAUAUACAAGGAUUUGGCAAAAACAAAAACAAAUUUCACUCUAUAAAAAUGCAGGAAAUGACCAUUCUUGCCGUAUUCUAUAAAAUUGAAAGUUUUCCUAGAAAUUAUGCUUCCUGAUCCCCAUAGCUAUUCAUGCAGGCAUGCAAUACGUCGCGAGCUUCUUGCAGCUUCGUACAAUGGAUGAUUCCUGACCAGCUGUAGAUUAAAUUUGAUCAAAGCAAGAGGAACAAAAUCCAUCACCACAGCUAGAAAGAGCAUGUUAAAAUUAGUAAAAUUGCAAAGUUUGGUUGCAAAAUGUUGUAAAAUGAGGAAAAUAUAGCCCUACGUACAAAAUUUGCAAAUUUUGUAUUAAAAUUUGUAUUACGCACGGGAAAAUGCGCCACAUUUAGGUCGAUAGUGGUGCAUUUUCCCUAGCGUAUACGGCAAUAGACAAUUCCCAUUAUAGACUAAUUUUAAAACUUGGCAAGGAGACUCAAAUAAAUCACCACAGCUAGAAAGAGCAUACUAAAAUGAGUAAAAUUGCAAAGUUUGGUUGCGAAAUGUUGUAAAAUGUGGAAAAUAUAGCCUUGCAAAUUAAGUUCGCAAAUUUUGUAUACUUUUGUAUUGCGUGCGGAAAUUCCUACCACAUUCCUACCACAUUUAGGCCGAAAAUGGCCGCACGCAAUACAAAAGUAUACAAAAUUUGCGAACUUUGCAAGGCUAUAUUUCCCGCAUUUUAUAACAUUUCGCAACCAAACUUUGCAAUUUUACUCAUUUUAGUAUGCUCUUUCCAGCUGUGGUGAUUUAUUUGCAUCUCCUUGCCUAGUUUUAAAAUUAGUCUAUAAUGGGAAUUGUCUAUUAAUACCAAAAUUUGCAAAUUUCGCAGGGCUAUAUUUUCCGCAUUUUACAACAUUUCGCAACCAUAAACUUUGCAAUUUUACUAAUUUAGUAAUUUUAACAUGCUCUUUCUAGCUGUGGUGAUGGAUUUUGUUCUUCUUGCCUAGAUCAAAAUUUAGUCAAAAGCUGGAAUUGCCUAUAUUGUCUCACUGUCUAUCCUCCUUGUUGAAAUGGGCAGUUUGGAUCAGACGCCUGAUCUGCUGCAUAUAUACAUGAUAAUGCUUGGUGAUUAGUAAAAGCCCGCUUAUAAAACUACAUUGUCAUGCAUUAAUUUAUUGAACAUGGAGCACUGUAUCCUCAAUGCCUCCUGAUCAUCAUUUAUUAACGAUAUUUACAAAACAUUAAAUACAACUGUGUUUUCAAACAAUUGUCACUGGGAUAUUUUGACUAGAACAUUCUAGUAUUAAUUCUAUAAAUGUACAAUUUUAUUUUUAACAGGAAUUUGCAGGCAUAUAUAAACAGUUCUUCCCGUACGGCGAUCCUUCGGAAUUUGCCGCAUUCGUUUUCAAUGUUUUCGACGAGAACAAGGUAUUAUGAUUUUUCACAAUAAGCAAUUAGUCCUAGUGCAUGCAUGUGUCAGUGAUUUUUACAACGGGUGACUAAGAGGCGUUAUGGGUGUUUUGAAAUUAGCCUAGACCGCAGCGUUCCAGAGGUUUCCAGAGUUUCAGCCAUAAUGGGUGAUUAGACUAAGGCAAGCAGAACGAAAUCCAACACCACAGCUAGAAAGAGCGUCUUAUAGAAUGAGUAAAACUGCGAUGAUUGCAUGUUGCAGAAUGUUGUAAAAUGAAGAGAAAAUAGCCCUGUGAAGUUCGCAAAUUUUGCCGUACUACAUUUGUAUUAUACGCGCGGUAAAAAUAACCACUUUCGACUCAAAAAUGGUUAUUUUCCCCGUGCGUAAAGCAAAUAGGCUACAUACAAAAUUUACCGGAACUUCACAUUACUACAUUUUCCCCAGUUUACAACAAUUCGCAACCAAACUUUGCAAUUUUACUCAUCUUAAGAUGCUCUUGCCAGCUAUGGUAAUGGGUCUCGUUCUUCUUGUUUAUAGAUCAAAAUUUCGUCAAAAGCUGGAAUUAGCCAUUAAAGUCCGUUUUCCAUUAACGGAAUUGGAGGAGAGCUAUAGGACCGGUGUGUGCCUCCCCUGAGAUUUUUUCAUGCACCCUUGAGAAAGGUUAAGUAAUAGAUCAACGUGCAUGAACAUUUUCAAAGUGAAUUUUUUUGUGUUGCGUGGGACUACACUUUAUAUAUACUGUAUGAACGCGGUUUUUCUGUAAAAUUGGAAAACUAUUCAUUGCUGCGUCAUGUACUAGCUACCCUGUUAAUUUAACGGAAUGCUUCAAAAGAAACUUUGUUUUAUGAAGGGCAAAUUGGAUGAGUCGAACGGUCAUAAUUCAUGAAUACACUGAUACAUAUUGUACAGUACAGUUCAUCCAAAUUCGUCUGCUUCAUUCUUUAGAAACUUCAUAUAUAUUACAUGCCCAUUUUUCAUGCAAGCGAUUUCAAACGAUUACAUUUUAUAGUUAUAUAAGAACGCAUGCACAUUACAACCCGACUAUCAAACAAUUAUUGAGUUACUACGCAACAAAUGUGUCAGCUUCGUUCUUCAGAAAAUUCAUACAUUACAUGCAUGCCCCACUUUCCCAUUUAUCAAGCGAUUCCAACAAUAUGAGCAAUUACAUUUUAUUAUAUAAUAAUGCAUAUUGCCACCCAACUGGCUUAUAUCUCGGUUUUGGAAAACUUUACUAACAUUCCGGAAUUCUUUGAAGAAUUUGAUGCAUGGCACAAGGAUGAUGUGCAAAUGUGUCUGCUUCGUUCUUCGGAAAAUUCAAUUAUCUAGUACAUUACAUAAAGCGAUUCAAACAAUAUGAGCAAUUACAUAUUAUUUUUUUUAUAUAAGAAUACACAUUGGCUUUGCAACCCAACUUUUAAAGUUAAGUUACUAUGCAACAAAUGUGUCUGCUUCGUUCUUCAGAAAAUUCACAUAUUAUAUACAUGCCCACUUUCUCAUUUAUCACUAAGCGAUUCAAACAAUAUCAAACAAUUACAUUGUAUUAUAUAAGAACGCAGAUUGUAACUCGACUAUCAAAGAAAUAUAAGUUACUACGCAACAAACAUGUCUGCCUUGUUCUUCAAAAAAUUCAUAUAUUACCGACAUGCCCACAUUCACAUUUAUCAAGCGCUUCAAACAAUCAAAUUGACGUACAGUGGUACAGUGAUAGAUAUGUCAAGAUUUCUGUGCCAAUAAUAUGAUCGCUCAACAAUCGAAACAUAGAUGUUUUAACAUGCAAGUGCGCGCACAUUUUUAAUAUAAAACUAGAUUAGACGCGAAUCUCACAUGGCAAAGUAUGAACUACUAUGGCUUUAUUACGAUCCCUGGUAUAUCCCAGGCAAUUAUUCUUCAAAUAUAUAGUCUUAAAGAUUUCCACCGAACACAACUAUGCGUAUUAAGCGUGAUGGGGACAAUCAUGGUUUUAAUUUUCAGUUCAUCGAACCAUGUACUAUCUUGCGCCACCACGUGCACGUUUACGGACCGUGAAACCAGGUUCACGAUCGGUAAACUAAAUUCACCAUCCGUCACCUUCUGUGAGGUACAUGCACGAUCCCAUUCCGUGCAAUCCGAUAUGUGUCGUAACGUGGUAAAAGACUGCAUGCAUGGAGCUUACUGGGAGGGAUGUAUUUAGGUCUGGUGAUUAACCAAUCACGCAAGGCAUGUUUUAAUACCAUGGACUGGUGGGGCAUUUGCCCCACUGGGCCCCUUCCUCUGCCCCACCACUGAAGAAAAAAAAAUGGCCUAUUGUCCCAAAGCCAGGGCCCUAGGACCUGUAUUGAGUAAAUGAGUUUAAGAUUGAAAAGAAGUUUAAAAUGCAAAAUUUGUUGGUGAGCAUACUUAGACUUAUGUUGUAUUUGAAUGCUUAGCAUGCAAUUUAUUACAAAUUUCACUAUUGAGACUUUGUUUUGGAGACGCUGAGAUUUUGUAAAAAAUGUGUUCUCAGAAUGCAGAAAAUGCUAUUUCAGAGAUCCAAAUUUUAAAAAAUUAUUGGGGCGGGGCAUGCCCCUAGAUCCCCCUAGCUAACUCGUUCCUGCGGUACUUAGGUUCACAUCUUCGGCAAUCGCAUAUACUAUAUCCUGGGAGGAGGGCAAGGAAAAUGGGCCCUUUGGCUGUUUUGCCCCACCACUGAAGAAUCCUUAAAAAAUGCAUUGCAAUCACGUCGGGACGUAUACGUAUUCCAACUUUCGUUACACCAAUGUGAAUUGGGCCAUCACUGUUGCUAUAGUCUGUCGACAGUAUAGAGUACAGUAACGCUGUAUAUCCAGAGGGGCGCCGGAGCCACGGGGGCAGCGGGGGUAACUGCCCCCAUUGCCCAGACAGUGCGAGGGCAGCACGGGGGCAACAGGUUGCCCUUUUUGCCGGAACUGCACUUCGAAAUUUGAGCGUUGUUUACAGGAAUUGGAAUUUAGAACUAUUUGUAAGCAAUGUUUAAGCAAUCUUUGCUUAAUUUUUAACCAGUUGCAGUAAAAUUAACGAAAUCGAGCAAUAUACGUCUGUUUACUGCUUUUAUUUUGCAUCAUUAGCACGGUGCAAUAAAUAGAAUUUUUCAAAAUUAAUGUCAAAGUUUGCCGACCCAUAAUAGCCACAGGUAAUCGAGUAUCCAUCCAUACAGUAAAGUUUUAACAAAUAUUGCCGCCCAGAAAAAUGAUGGCUGAGAAACAAGUGAGUUGAAAUGGCUGCCCCCGCCGCUUCACAUUGUUUCCGACGCCCCUGUAUAUCCAAAAACUGUUUUAGAGAACGCACGAAAUGCAGUCUUAUAGGGUGGCAAAAUACAAACAUUUUCUGGGGAAAAUGAGAUAUUACAUACGACACCACACUUUGCCUUUUGUAACCUCAUAAACAACCAUAUGUCAUUAUUAUUAUUAUUACUAUUCCCUCACUUCCCAUUGGGGCUUUUCAUCAAGUAGUACGCUUACUUAUGUUACUUACUUAGCCUAGACUAUUUAUCUUUACAACAAUUAUGAUACUACUUUCCUAUAACUGUUUUUAUCCUAACCCACCCUGUCAACUUGCCCAGCGGGAGGAAAGCGGAGCGCCUGCAGGAAGAAACCCACGACUCUCGGCAGAGUCUUGACAGACUCUUUUCACAUGAGUCCGUUGCGAGAACCGAACCCACGAACUCAGAGGUCAAAGGCAUCUCUCCACACUCAGUAUAGUGGGGUCCUUUUCUGUAGAUGCCCCCCCCCAAUGACAAAUUCUUAAAAAAGGCCCUGAGAUAUUAGCAAAACUGAGCAACCAAUCGGGUUGCGCAAAGAGCACUGUCCUCUUCCCAAGUCUAUGCUAAUACUGUUUAUUCCAUGUUAUAUAUAGGAUGGAAGUAUUGAAUUUGAAGAAUUUAUUAGAGCAUUGUCAGUUACUUCGCGAGGGAGUCUUGAUGAGAAAUUACAGUGUAUGUUUUGGAAAUUAUUCCUCUUUGUUUAUAGACACAAUCCAUUAUCGAAAAAAAUAUUGGAGGGGCUUAACCGUUAGCCUGCGAACCCAGACGUUAUUUCCCACGCUCAGUCCUCGGCCGGAAGAUUUAGCGUGAGAAGUGACGUCUGGCUUCGCAGAAAACUCUAUAAAUACUGGAACGAUCACUCCAGCAAGCUGCUCCAUUUACUGUUCGGAGUACUCCAGAUUUUCGGAACACUAAUGGAAUAUGGAACAGAAAACAAUCACAUGACUGUUCUGAACUGUUCUGACUACCCCGAUUUUCGAGUAGGGGCAACCAGAACACGUGACACUGCCCAUUUUCACGUGAUUGGAAACGGAGGUGACUGAUUUUGUGUAUCCAAUGCACACUGCAUAGAUUGUUAGUUUGAAGGGUUAACCGCUAUAUAUAUCGACAUAUAUUUAUUAUAUGCUUUUUGAACGCCAGGGUUGGGCAAAAUCAACGAAUAAAAACGUUAAAAACGCAUACUUAGAUAUACAAAUAACAGCAGAUCAUCAUACGAUUUAUUAUGCGAAUAACUAAAUGAAUAUAUAGUAAUGCAUGGUUGCACGCAUACCGUAAAGUCUCGAAAGUAAGCGCCCUUCGAAACUAAGCGCCUUUUUCAACACUUGCUAGAGAAUCUGGAAAGUAAGCGCCCCCUCGAAAGUAAGCGCCCCCACCCCCGAAAAAAGUUUUUUAAAGUUGUAAAACAUAGGGUAUAUAUAAAGAUAACAAUUUAUAUAAAGAUAACAUUUCGAAUAAUGACAUGAUAAAACAUGUAGAAACAGUAAUUUUAAGGACCCAGUUUACACUAUACCGCAUUUGCAACGCCGUUGGAGCGACUUCUGCACGUGUUUUCUCCUAUAACCAUUUAUAUAGAACGUUUUUAUUUCUGUUACGGUAUAUUAUCAUAAUUCUCCGUGCUAAACUACGGCCGUAAUGGCCGAUGCUGAAAAUAACAACUCGAAAGUAGGCCCCUUCGAAAGUAAGCGCCCCCUCAAAAGUAAGCGGCCCUUGAUGCCACUAAUUUCGAAAGUAAGCAGGGCGCUUACUUUCGAGACUUUACGGUAUAUAAUAAACUAAACACUGUUCCAGAACGCCGUGUGCACUCCAUUUUAUGUCGUUCCAGAACAGUGUUCCAAAUGUUCUAGAACAGUAAAUGGAGCAGCCUCCAGGUAAAUCCAGGGGAGGAAAAAAUAGCGAGCACUGCUCGCAGGAAAUGUUAAACAGCUGCAGGAAAUUCGUUUGAAUGAAGAUUUGCUAUUGAAAAUUUGAAGGAAACCUUAACAGCCAUGCCAUGUCCCACUAUGAUGGGCGCAACAACAUAUGGUUGACAGACAUUAUUCCUUGAAUUUAAAACCAUGGUCAGUUAGAAACACUAUAUGUUUAUAGUGCGCAUGCAGAUUUAGCACAAAAAUACUCCGUUGGUCUGCAGGGAAUGUUUGUCUCCAGGUUGUGCUUCCAGGAAGAAAAUACUUUUUUCCUGCCCUGGGUAAAAGGCCCUAUAUGAUUGGGUAAAUCAAAUAUGGCGGUCAUUAGAGUGAUCCAGUGAACUUUAGUAAGACUGGAACGAUAACUGAAGGUAAACAUGCCAAUACUUGUUUGAAGCCAAGAUGAAGCAAACCGCGCGAGGAAAUUUCACUUUUAAAAGGACUGAGGAGAGUUUCGAGGAGUGGAAAAUUCAGUGAAAGUUUAUUUUCGAUGAAAAUGAGCAAGGAAAGUCGUUUUCCAUCAAAAAACUUCAAUUUUAAAAACCCAAAUACAAGUCUUAUUAGAGUUCACUGGAGUGAUCUCAUGUACUAUAGGUAUAAAACACGCGUGUGAUUCGCGUGGGCUUCGCGGGAGCUGAGAAAUUACUAAGGUUUUCAGAUCAAUGUUUAUCAAUUUUUGCACAUAAAUGCUCAUUUUAACGGUAAAUGCCCUACUUAAAAGCUAAAAACUAAAUGAAAAGUGAGAUUGAUCCAACUGCAGUCCAUAUUGUUCUGUGUUUUGUUCAAACCCCGUAGAUAGUCCAGAAAAAACGUUUGCUGGUGUUUCUCUUCGGAUUUUUUCUGAACUUCAUUUUCAUCACUCGUCAGAUUACUUUGCUUGUUAUGAUGAAGUCGAUCUCUAAACUUGUUUUGAAAGACCACUUGCUCUAGUUUCUAAUCUUAGGCACAAAACUUAGGGUCACGGUAAAGCCGGAUUUAAAAAGUAGUCGGCCGAAAAAUUAUUAAAUUUCUACACGAAAUGAUGCCGAAUUUUCGUACAGAAUUCACUGAAUUUCCUCGUAGGUGCCUAGGGUAUGCCUACAAGACGGGCUUCAGUUUCUGCCAUCUAUUGUUCAGGUUUUUGCAGAGUACUAGUUCACUGUCCAGAAAAAUAAACCAGAGCAGAGGCCGCUUCAAAAAUUAACCAAUCAGAAUCGUGUAUUUGAGACUAUUUAACUACAAAACGGUCAAAGUUAAUUAAAAAGUAGUUACGCUUUUAUACAAUCGACCCCUGAUCAAAUAUGACCAGAUUCCUGGUUAACUUAACCUGGGGUAUUCAAUUAACGCAAAUAAUUUUACUUCUAAGUGAAACAGGAAAUGAGAGUGUUUUUAGUUGGUCUUUUAUAAUUAUUAAUAUGGCAAGGAGAUGCAAAUAAAUCACCACAUGCAGCUAGACAGCAUGCACACUGAAUUUGAGUAAAAUUGCAAAGUUUGGUUGCGAAAAUUGCUACUAUUUUUGCCCAAAUGUGGUAGCAAUUUCCGCACCCAAUACAAAAGUAUACAAAAUUUGCGAAUUUGCAAGGCUAUAAUUUCCGCAUUUUACAACAUUUCGCAACCAAACUUUGCAAUUUUACUCAUUUUAAUAUGCUCUUUCCGGGAAUAUACCUUUUUGCCAAGAUAAAAAAUUAGUCUAUAAUGGGAAUUGUCUAUAUAUACUGAGGUCAAAACUUUUUGAGACUGUUAUCAUUUUCUAUUUUUUCGAUAACAGGAACUGUUUAACGGUUUCUUUAAAGUCUCUCUUUCGAUAAAGUAAUAUUAAAGGAUUCAGCAGAGAAUUGAUGUUCAGAAAAACAUGACAGAAUGGACUGAUGCGUGUGUGUAUAAAAUAGAGCUUGCUUCGUACAAUUAAAUGCAAUACGAGCGAAAUUAAGGUCGGAAGAAAACAAAGCAUGCUACUCCCAACAACCAAAUGGCAUGUUUUUGCAUUUCGCAUCAUUUUUGCGAAGUUCGAAGACGUGUUCAUCGCGUUUAUUUGUCGUCUGUGUCGUUUUGUAAGCCGGUUAAUCCAGAACCAAGUGCCCGUGAUAAGUGAUAAACAAGCUAUAAUUACAAUGCUGACGAUCGCGGUUUUUAUCUUGCUUUCUGGGACCAAACUUUGCGUGCAGAUGUUCAGCCAACUUGCUAUAGACGACAGAGCGAAGAUGACUUUCAAACGUGUUUUUGUGACAAUUUCCAUGUGGCGAAAGGGAAAAGCCAAACUGAUGAAUCGUUCGACGCUUAUUAAUGCGAUUGUCGUUAAAGAAACGCCAAAGCCAAAAUUAAUAAUGAGCCGACACGAUGCCCACAAGAAGCAACGGAAGGUUAUGUAAUUCUCAGCAAAACUUCUCACGAUAAACACAGGUUGCACGGUCGCACAAACAGCAAGAUCCGUGACAGCUAGGAUCAUAAGUGGAAAGUUGGACAACGUCUGAAGUUGCCUGUUCUUUCUGUACGCAAUUAAAACAAGCGUGUUCAGCGCGCAGCCAGAUACGAAUGUAAAAAUGGUUAUCACAGAUACGAUGAUAUUGAUAACAAAAUGAGCCCCUUCGGCUGGUCGCUCAAGGCGAAUAAUAAAAUGUAAACAUGUGCAGUCGCAAGAGUGUUCGUUGACCAUGGAUGAAGACGAUGUUAAAUUUUUAUUCAUAGUUUAACUCUGAUAACGUACAGGAUUUAAUUUGGUUUUUGAGACCUUACCGUAUCUGACAAGUGAAUGCGAUUUUUAAUAUUGACAAAAAUUAUAACGACUCGUUAAUUUUCAAUAUUCUCUGAAAUUAAAAAGCGAUCUCUAUGUGCAUUAUAAUAUAUAAUUGAACACUGACAGACUUCUUUAUUUUCAUUUAAUAAAUCACGCAAAUCCUUUGUGGCCAAAAUUGGGUGACGGCACGUGCGAUUUCGUAAAGGUAUAAUGACCCUCAAAAAUGCUGGAGAAAUGACAUCGGGGUGAGAGUGAAAGCCCUCAGAGUUAUGGACGUUGAAUCCUAUGUCCGAGCCGGACUUGCCCGCUGUGAAGUGAUCGAGAGACGCCAAGAUCAGGACGAGGAUAAGGACACCCACCGUUAUAUACUUUACUCGAAGUGAAGUGCCACCGUCAAUCUAUAAUAAAAUAUUUAUUGAAUUCGGUUUUUGUGAUAUCCCGAAUUAUCAAGGUCUCGGUAAGUGUUAUCAAUUUCGCCUCCGGCUCGACUGAUAUUACUUACCUCGCGGUUUUGAUAAUUCUGGAUGUCACAGAAACCUCAUCCACUAACUGUUUAAUGUUCAAUAUUAAACAGCUGCUAAAUAUUAUAAUACCGCACAAAGGAACUGUUUUUAAUUUGAGAAUAUUAAAAACGGUUCUCUUUUUAUUGCAUGUGAAUAUUAAAAUUUGUAUUCAUUUGUGUUUUAAUUACGUUUUCACUGCAUGAUCUUAAUUUAAAAACCGAACGCCAACAUUCGAGACGCGAAAUGAAAUGAAACGAUAAACACUUAUUUUAUGUCAAAUUGCGCGCGAAAAGCAAUAUCCCCCUCCGGAGUAUGUGCUAAUUACAUUUCCUCCUCUCUGUUAUAGGGGCUUUCAAAUUAUACGACCUAGACAAUGAUGGUUUUAUAACUAGAGGCGAAAUGCUCAACAUUGUGGAAUCAAUAUACAAAAUGGUGGUAUGUUGCUAUAAAACAACCUUGACGGCUUUGUUGGCGCCGUCGUGAGAUGAGUGCCGUUCACCUCUGAGAUUGUGCAUGGUUCGAUCCUCGCAUUCGCCCGCGUGCAGGCCCACCGAGGGUUCCCUCUGUGGGCAUGCACGCGGGCUAUCCUCACGUCGGACUAGUAAUUAACAAUUAGUCACCGAAGGCGAGAUGGUUACAAACCUAUUUUCACUGGGUCAAAAAGAAGUAAGAAUCCAAAAAUACGUCAAAAAUACGUCAACGAUUGGCCCAAUAGUUCGUGAGAUAUGGCAAAAUAUUGAAAAAACUUAUUUUUGCAAAACUUCACUUUCGCUUGUGACCACCGAGCCUGAGGCAUAGAUAUCUUAUAUACACUAGAUAGUGCAUCUAAUUAUUCUGAAGUUCAAAAAUUGAAGCCGUGAUUGCAGUCUCAGGUCGUUCCCAUGAAAUUAGAAGAUUCGUAUGUUUUCUAUUUCUUAAACAGGGAACUUAAACAUUAAGUUAACCCUAUUCCAAAUUCGUUUUUAAAAUAUUCAAAUGAUGAAAAUUAUUGUUGUUUUUAAGCGUUUAUUAGCAAGUGGGAACGACCAACAUGGCCGCCAUCUAUUCAAAUGGGGGUAACCGCUGGAAUAUUGUUGCCUUCAAUUUUACUAAAAGAGAUGCGCUAUCUAGUGUAUAUAAGAUAUCUAUGACCUGAGGUGGCUAUAAUCGUUUUAGUAUAAAUGCAGUAUUGAAAAAUAAUAAUAUAUACAAACGUUGUAAAUAUAAUUUACUUCGCAAUUCCGCUUUUGAGUCAAACGAAUCCAGUUGUCGGAAGUUAUAGUCGCCGGAUUCUGUUAUUUUCCGGUUUUAAAUUGCCAAAUAAAUUGUUUUGGCCGUCUAAAAGGUGCUUUUGUCUUUCCAAAAUAGGCUAACACUAUGUAUAUUGCUUGUUUUGCUUUUAGAGGAAUAGUACAUAUGUGCCUUAAUUUCUUCAAUCUUUUCUUCGAUGAUUUGUUUGCAAGUGGAUUUUCGGUAGCCAUUUUGUUUUGAAAGUAAUAGUUACUGCUCAGAGCAGUCUGAGCAGUAACUAUUGCCUCAGAGUUACUGCUGAGGGGACCAAUUGACCAUUUGCGUAAUAAACUAAAUUUUGAUCUAGACAAGUCUAGACAAAAAUUUCAUCACAGCUUGAAAAAGCAUCACAAAAUUAGUAAUAUUCCAAAGUUUCGUUGCGAAAUGUUGUAAAAUGCGGAAAAUAUAGCAUUGCGAAGUUUGCAAUUUUCAGUCAUUUUAGAUUACAAACGGGAAAUUUACAGCCUCGACAGGUUUGGGGCUGUCAAUUUCCCGUUUGUAAUCUAAAAUGACUGAAAAUUGCAGACUUCGCAAGGCUAUAUUAUCCGCAUUUUACAACAUUUCGCAACGAAACUUUGGAAUGUUACUAAUUUUGUGAUACUCUUUCAAGCUGUGAUGAAAUUUUUGUUGAGAUCAAAAUUUAGUCUUUUACGCAAAUGGUCAAUUAGAACGCUUGAAAUUAAAGCCAUUUUUCAAUACUGAAUUUAUACUAAUAACACUUAUGUGAAAAGAGUUAUGGUCUCUACCGAAAGUAGUGGAUUUUCUCCGGGUACUCCGAUUUCCUCCCACAGGGAAGUUGACAGGGUGGGUUGGGAUUAUCCCCGUAACUGACCCUUCCACCGUAGCUGCAUGUGCUCCGUGAUCAGACAUGAGUCAUAAGCCAGAGGCGCCCUUAUAUAUAGUAAGCCUCAGGAUGUGAUAAUUCGCAUAUUUACGUACCGGAGGUAGCUAAUAUUACGGCCUGGUAUACUUUUGUUUUGUCAGCUACGCACCACGUAGGUACGCCAUGCUGUUCCCAUUUGCGUACUUAACUAACUUUUAAUUUUGCUUGUACCACUUGAUCUGUCCAGUGUCCAAGCCCAAGUUAUUCAAGACCAUUACUUAUUCGGAAUAUGUGCAAGUCUAUAGCGUGGCUGGGAAUUAUUGUAAACUCAUGAUUGCAAUGAUAUGAUGAGAUGGGACUAAGGAAUGUUAGAGUCGAUCCUAGGACAUCCUAGUGUUUGUGUAUCCAAUUGUGCUCCUUAAUCUAUAACACUAUAUACUAGUUUCAUGUUAUUGGAGGAAUCCCUUUCAGAAACCUGUACAUUAUGUACUUCAAUCUAAGACUAAGUACACCUUGAGUCUCAGUUAAGUUUGUGCCAGCUCCAGUACGCAGCAAUAAUCAUUUCAAUUAUCGCACCCUGAGCUUUCGACUGGAUCGGAUUGAGCUGCGUCCUUCCAAGGUUUCUGCCGCCAUAUUGCAGGGGGUGCAAAUACAUUGGGGCGAGCGCGCGGCCACCAAUGGCGCCCAUACUAUUUCCUAUUGAGUGAGUGAAAAUUAUCUUUUGACAUUUUGUCCUUUUUCUCAAAAAAUUUCUAUGCAAGCAUAUCCAAUUUUUAUUUUUGGAUAAUCGCUGGGUUUUUUCUGAUAUGUGGCUGAGAUUUCGUACUAAUCGAAGGACAGGAAGUAAUAAAAAAACGGCGGCUUUUGUUGCACAACUUGACUGACGUUUGAGCGAUGAUUCUUGUUAUUUCGUUGUUUAACCGAUCUUUGGAAUAAUAUUUGUCCAUUAAGUGUGUGAGUCCUUUGGUGUCCGCCAUUAUUACUGUUUAUAUUUGUAUAUUUGUACAAAAAUCAUCGCUCAAACGUCGGUCAAGUUGUACAACAAAAGCCGCCGUUUUUUAUUACUUCUUGUCCUUCGAUUAGCAAGAAAUCUCGGCCACAUAUCAGAAAAAACCCAGCGAUUAUCCAAAAUUAAAAAUUGGAUAUGCUUGUAUAGAAAUUUUUGGAGAAAAAGGACAAAAUGUCAAAAGGUAAUUUUCACUCACUCAAUAGGAAAUAGUAUGGGCGCCAUUGGUGGUAGCCUGUGUACAGCCGUAAGUAGAGUCGGUGAAUCGGUGCAAGGAUAUUCGCCUCAACUAAAUCGUCAUUCUGGACGUAUUCACGCACUGAUAUAUCAUUUUGUUAUUUUCAGUCUAACAUGGUGUCGCUUCCCGAAGAGGAAAACACGCCAGAAAAACGUGUAAAUAAAAUAUUUAAUUUAAUGGACAAGGUAGGCCUAACAUUGCUACAAUUUGGGCUAAUUUGGUAGAUUUUGCCAGCUACUGUACUUUUAAAAAAGCAUUUGGCUGUGGCAUUCAAAGCCAGGGAAAAAAUAAUUUGGUUUCCACGAAAGGAUUUUCAAUUUUGGUUGGCAGAACUUUUUGAGCUGCUAACAGUGCAGGCAUGGGGAAUGUCAAAAAACUUGACCGAUGUUAAGGUGGCUCCCUAGGGUUUUUUAAUUUACUACACUAUAGUAUUCAGGAGACUCCUGUUUCUUUACUUUACAUGACAUGAAAACGAAAUCUAUUGGACACAUUGACAAUGUUCUCCUGAACAUUGCAAAUUGCUACUUUUGUGUUAAAAAUAUGUUGUCAUUGCAACAGCAUGCUUAGAAUAAAGCUCAAAAUUUGUCUUUUUCAGGUCAUUUUAAAAAGUUCCUUCGGCGAAAUUUUUUAAAACUUUGCAUAAAAGAUAAUAUUUGUAUAAUGAUUUUUUUCCCUCAAUUUAAAAAAAUUAAAUCGAUACGUUUCUUAGAAAAUUUAAAAAAACGUCAAGAAUCAAUAUUAAAAAUUUUCCCUUCGAUUUAAUUUUAAGAAAAAAAGAUAUGGCGCUUCUCACUAGAGUGCCGAACGCAUUGAAAACAAUAGAUAAUCAGCUGAAAUGCCUCAUUAUCUACUGUUUCUAAUGCAUUCGGCACAUGAGAAGCGCCAGGGCCUAUUCUAAGGAAAUUUCAAUACUGCACACUUCAGAGUAGGCGUCAUCAAUGACGUCAUCCUGUGACGAGGGGGGGGCGUGGGUUAACCACCCCCAAUACCCCUUCGCUACGGCCCUGAAGUCAUCGUUGAAUUGUUAUGUAGAACAUAAUGACAACAUACACGGUGUCCUCAUGAUCAAAAAAGUGAACUCCUUCAAAUUCAAAUCAUCCAUUAUCUAUUGUAGUAAUUCGCUGAUGCAACACAAAUGAUCCUCAAUGAAUAGAGCUGUCAAAUUACCACAAUAAAUUACGGUUAAUUUGAACUUGAAAGGCCGGUAUACUCUUUUUGAGACACACUGUAGAAUGACAACGUGACUUUUUCCUUGGACAUAGUCGAUGAGCAUGCAUGUAUUGUUGUAAAAUACUAAAUAUUUGAAUUAUUACCGGAACUUGGCCUAUAUUUGGCCAUCUUUGUUUGUGCCUUCACUCAUUUUGUUGGAAAGGCAUUUUGGAAUUCUCAACUUUUAUAUUUCAUCUACUUUGCUCCUUCAGCACAUAUACAAAGUUGAAAUUUAUUUCAAACUUCAAUACUCCACACUUUUGCAUUCAAUACUGCACACUUUUUAUCCCGCAAUACUGCACAAAGUGUGCAAUACUGCACACUAAAAUAGGCCCUGAGAAGCGCGACGUUUGAAACAGGCCUCAAUAAACAUACUCAAUGUAGCUCAGUUGGUUAGAGCGCUGCACCAGAAUCGCAGGGCCGCAGGUUCGCCGGAUUCCUGCCAGUGACAUAAAUAGAGAUUACUUAGUCAUGGUUGGUGAGCGCGUACGAUUUUUAUUCACGAGUGGAUUAUUACAAGUGAACGAGUGAGUGCAGCGAACGAGUGAGCUUGUAAUAAUUCACGAGUGAAUAAAAAUCGUAUUUGCGAACCAACCAUGAUGUGAUUUGUUUAUUAUAUAAAUACUGAGAUUUCAUUCACGAUGACAAAGUUUUAAUGUUAUUAAAACGUUAUUAAAGUUUUAAUAUUAGUUUUCAAAGUUUUUAAUGUCUUCUUAAAUGCUAAAUCGUUGAUAAUGCUUGCAACCGGGCAGUUUUUUUCUUAAGAUGUCGCUUGAAGAUUGCUAAUGGACUUCGGAGAAAAGAUGGCUCGUAUAUUUUUCCCGUCUUUGGUUCUGACCGAAUUGAUAAACUCAGACACGUACUCGUUCAGUUAUGCUGUCAGAAUAUCUUCCAUUUUUCUUUCUUCAUUCUUGGUUUCCAAAACAUGUGUAAUACAGUAAUAGUUUUACAUCUCGUUCUAUAACAAACGUACUUGGAGGGAGGUGAGUCCGGGAUUGGACGCACCGAGGGUGGCUGGAAGUUUCCCGAACUUACCGAGCGAAGCGAGGUGAGUUCGGGAAACUUCCAGCCACCCGAGGUGCGUCCAAUCCCGGACUCACCGAACAUGCAAGUACGUUUGGUUUUUAUCCCAUACACCGAGGCUGACCGAGCCAUACACACAUUUGUAGCUCUUCGCGAUAUAUUCGUCGAUGUUUUGUGAACAUUUUCCCGGCCAAAAAAAUCACUGGGCAAGAAAAUACUUCUUUAUCUACGUCUAAAUUACCUUUACUGCAUUUUUUCUUUGGUUUUUCUUCAGUCUCAGUAUGUUAGUCACCGAAAAAAGUUCUUUAAAGUUUAGGUUUAUCGGCUAAAUCUUGUCCGCCAUAUUUGUUAUUGUUAUUGCAACGUAAGCAGUUUAGCGGGUGAGUUCGGGCGAAAAGCAGGUGAGCUCGGCAAAAAGCAGGUGAGCUCGACGACAAGCUCACCUGCUCUAAACCAAUCAGAAAGCCGCUUUUAACACAGGUAUGGGAUAAGGUUUUUUGUGAGGUAUACUAGCUUUAUUUUCUUGUCCUGAAAUGAAAUUGUCAACAGAAACGGCGUCCGUAAAUCACGCAGCCAUUAUGAUUUUCAAAUUGAAAUAGGUUUCGCGCCAAAAAGUUCGUGGUGGAAAACAAACGUAUUUUUCAGUACGAUCAUUUUUCACUAGUGAAAAAACAUCAUUCGUCCAAUCAGACGGCGCGAACGAUGUUGUUUCACUAGUGAAAUUUCAUCGUUCGCGUCGCUGAUUGGCUAUGGCAAAAUUCCUUACGAUUAUUACGCAAUGUCAUUUUAAUGAAUAAAUCUCAGUACUUAUAUAAUAAAGUUGCAUUUUUCGCAACCGUUCUUGGUUAUGUCUAAUAAAUGUAUAUCAAUUUCCACUCUAUAAUUCCCAUCUACAAGAUCCCAAGAAAGCCUGGAAUUAUUUCCACGAGUUUGCCUUUUUCAAACACAACACUCAACAGUUUGACUAAUCGGCAUAUUUCACAUUUUCAGAAUAAAGAUGAUAGACUUUCUAUGGAAGAAUUCCGAGAGGGUUCGAAGUCAGAUCCUACGAUUGUCCAAGCACUUUCACUGUACGAUGGAUUGGUUUGACCUGUCCAGAUCUUAUAGGAACCUGCAGAAUUGAUCAAAGCUACUGUACGAUUAUACGAAUGCAGGAUUUCUCAUUUGCUCACUGAAAAAAACCCUGAGUAUUUUGAAUGAAAAGUAUGAGUGAAAUAUGAACCAAAUUGACUCAAACUGGCAUUGAAUAAAAUUUCGAAAAGUUGUGAGUUUUAAUUUAGAUUUAUUUAAUUUUAGAGUUAAUUUUUUCGAAAGAAAUGAGUAGAUUUGAAACUAAAAAAAAUUGGGUAAAUUUGAAACUUUUCAGUCUCAAAAAAUUGAGUAAGUUUGCUUAGAAAUAUGAGUAAUUUUAUUGUUUUGAGUCACCGCAUGUAGAAAAUAAGUUUUUAACAGAGGUUUUAGAUCGUAUACGCCAAAGAGAAAAUGAUGUGUGCCUGAAGUUCAGUAAGUUUUGCUUAUUUACAUGGCGCCACUAUUAAAGUAUCAUCGAUAAUUGUAUUUUAAUUGACAAUUAAAUUUUUCCUAAUAUUUUACGUUUCUCAACGGGCAAAUGCAUCUAAAAAGGUAGCUAACUGCAUAAACUAUAGAAUAAAGCUAAUUCAUUAGGAAAAUACAAAAGUUCAUAUAUAACACCAUUCGCUGGCGAAGGAUUCCUGUCUUAGAGUGUCUUCCUAGCUAAUUACUCAUAUUUUUAAGUAAAAAUACUCGGGGGGUUUUGCAGUGUAACGACUCGUCUAUGACGAAGUGUUAACUCGCAAAUCAAAUAUGAAACCGCUGGACAAUGUGAGAAACAUUGCUGUCGCGCGGGGAAAUGCGUUUGUUUCUCGGACGUGCGCAAAACGGAAAACAUCGUUUUCUCACUAGAUUUCAUGCUUGCGAGAAACGAAAAAUGUUUACGAAAUUUUGAAGCAAGAUUUAUUUCUGCAACUGUAUGGAAACAUCGUAAUUCUGAAACACUUCAGUAACAAUUCGUUCUACAGUUUACCGGGCCUGACGUAGCUAUUCUUAGCCUAGGAGUAUAUUUCAGACUUUGUGGUACUACAGCACCACACUCUCAAAACACACCUUGUUAACUUACAGUGGCGUAGCCUGGGUCCAAACUUUGGGGUGGUGGGAUGCAACAUUUUGAUGACAUUUCGAUCGAUGAAAAUUUUCGGAUGAAAUUUUGAAUUUCCAGAUUCAUUAGAACGCUAUUUCACGUAUUUUAGGACGAGAUUUGAAAAAAGCCACAACCACAAUUAAAAAGCUAUUUUUGGCUCCUAACAUUGUUAGAUCGAAAAAGAGCAAAAUAGCACGAUAUCUUCGUUUUUGUAAUCAGAAGAAGCCAUAGAUAUCUUAUAUACACUAGAUAGCGCAUCUCUUUUAGUAAAAUUGAAGCCAAGAAUAAUCCAGCGGUUACCCGAAUUUGAAUAGAUGGCGGCCAUGUUGGUCGUUCCCACUUG
Molecule: messenger RNA, 22108 nt
Organism: Paramuricea clavata
Lineage: Eukaryota; Metazoa; Cnidaria; Anthozoa; Malacalcyonacea; Plexauridae
Source: the annotation of a GenBank genome assembly